Messenger RNA from Ruditapes philippinarum (Manila clam), 577 nucleotides. RefSeq lists its product as uncharacterized. Lineage: Eukaryota; Metazoa; Mollusca; Bivalvia; Venerida; Veneridae. The transcript has 3 exons. The coding region runs from base 72 to 455 and encodes 127 amino acids. The record is from RefSeq and is a predicted model, not a curated record.
AGUAUAAAUGUUCACCAUAGCUUCCAGAACUGGCCACACGAACACUGCAAGGUAGAAACUAAACAAUAAUAAUGCUGCAGACGACACUUGUGUUUGGUGUUGCCUAUUGCCUAUUUUACAUGCAGCAUGUGGAGGCAUCAUGUGGCUUUUAUGGUGGUGUAGGGAUUCGUCCGGGAGAGCGACCUAUAACAACGUGUAAAUAUCGUGGAUGGGAAAUAAGUAUAAAUUCAACCUUCAGAUCACCAGCACCGUACUGUGAAGAAUGUACUUGUGGAGAUGGUGGCGGUAUGGCUUGCUGUGGGUAUGGAUGGAAAGCAGGCCCUAUUGGAAUCCAAGGAUGUGUAAGAAUCAUUGACUACAGUACUUGUGAUUCCUUAUUUUUUGAUGAAAAUGACACAUCAAGACCGUGUCCUGGUAUGCCAAGAAUACCAGCAAGCUCAAUUUCAUUUCCCUAGUUUCGGAGAAAAAUGACAUUGCUUUCUUCACUAAUGGCCAUGUUUCUACUCAAGUUCACUAACUAUAUAGUUUAUUGUUACUAUCUGUUCAUUUAAAUGCAAAUAUAAAACGCUUUUCUUUA